CAGUCUACUCGACAGCAACGACACAGAGUCGACGGCAGGACUUACCAUGAAGCUUUUCGUUAUCAGCGCUGUCCUUCUCGCCUUUGCUUUCGCCCUGUCUGAUGCCGGCUAUCACGGAUAUGGUGGGCAUGGAGGACAUGGUGGUCACCGUGGUUACGGUGGACACGGCCAUGGUGGGUACAGCCAUGGCAUCACUCACUUCUUCGACAACCAGCGCGCCCACUAUGGACACGGUGGGUACGGUCAUGGUGGAUAUGGCGGGUACGGUGGACGCGGUGGAUAUGGUGGACAUGGAGGCUACGGUGGACGCAGCGGCUACGGUGGAUACGGAGGCUACGGCUAUUAGGGAUGAUACUUUCGGUGGCUAUUGCUCUGAUUGGAUGCUCUAGAAGUAGUUGUACAGUGUCUGAGUAGGAAAAUAAACGCAUUUUUGAUUUUCGAAA
Rhipicephalus sanguineus (brown dog tick) is the source of this 443-nucleotide messenger RNA. RefSeq names its product neuropeptide-like protein 31. The coding region runs from base 47 to 346 and encodes 99 amino acids. The transcript is spliced from 2 exons. NCBI's taxonomy places the organism in Eukaryota, Metazoa, Arthropoda, Arachnida, Ixodida, Ixodidae. The record is from RefSeq and is a predicted model, not a curated record.